CAACUGAAAAUUAUCGUUGUCAAAACGAUAUACAAGGGUAUAAAAGAUCCCGUGUAGUCCUUUCUGCAUCACAAGAUCUCACAACGUCUUUGCAGUCAGCCACACUACCACCCCAGAACAAUUCAAAAUGCUGAGAAUCACCUGUCUUGUUUUCGUCCUGGCUGUUGUUGCCAUGGUAUCCUCCUUAGCCUCCAACAGGAGGGGUCUCACCAAGGCUGUGAUUAAGGCAAGCGGCAACACGAAACUUAGGCUUGGAGGAGCUAAGCUUUUCCUUGAUGCUGAUGGUAUGGCUGAGUCAUGCGAGGCUACAGAGGUCGAAAGACUCGGUGGGAUUUCCUACACUGAACCUGGGGAUUCGGCUGAAGACGCUCUCGCAUUUGCAUCCAAACUGGGUGACAGUGCUGAACUGGCUAACGCUAGAAAGAUCGCUUGUGAUGCUUACAAAUGCCCGGAUGGAACUGUCAUCGGUGCCUGUGCUUUCAAAGCCUAGAAGAAACGAUUGCAAUCAACAUCUGACCGGAACAAGACGGACACGUACUAUGGGAUAUUCGGUCGUUUUGUAAUGACUGGUGUGGAUUAAUAAAAUAUGAUCAUCC
Messenger RNA from Haliotis rubra (blacklip abalone), 596 nucleotides. RefSeq lists its product as uncharacterized. NCBI's taxonomy places the organism in Eukaryota, Metazoa, Mollusca, Gastropoda, Lepetellida, Haliotidae. The transcript is spliced from 5 exons. The record is from RefSeq and is a predicted model, not a curated record. Bases 128 to 490 code for a protein of 120 amino acids.